Messenger RNA from Rosa chinensis, 1816 nucleotides. Its product is annotated as galactokinase. Bases 49 to 1548 code for a protein of 499 amino acids. Lineage: Eukaryota; Viridiplantae; Streptophyta; Magnoliopsida; Rosales; Rosaceae. Gene Ontology annotation, biological process: galactose metabolic process; carbohydrate phosphorylation. The transcript is spliced from 13 exons. Gene Ontology annotation, cellular component: cytoplasm; cytosol. The record is from RefSeq and is a predicted model, not a curated record. Gene Ontology annotation, molecular function: ATP binding; galactokinase activity.
UGUAAAUAUAUAUAAAAAGAAGAUUCGGUUUGCGAGAGUUGGUUACGGAUGGCUCAAAUGAUGAGGCACGAAGAACUCCCGAUCCCAAUCCACUCCGCUCUCGACGAAGUCUACGGCGAUUCCUCGCAACUCGAGGAGGCCCAGCUCCGCUUCCACCGCCUCAAGACCAAGUUCCACAACGUCUUCGGGCACCUUCCUCAACUCUGCGCUCGCUCUCCAGGGAGAGUGAACUUGAUCGGAGAGCAUAUAGACUAUGAGGGAUACUCGGUGUUGCCGAUGGCGAUACGGCAGGAUACUAUUGUGGCGAUAAGGAGGAACGAAGGAGAGAAGGUUCUGAGAAUUGCGAAUGUUAACGAUAAGUAUGAAAUGUGUACUUAUCCUGCUGAUCCUAACCAGGAAAUUGAUUUGAAGAAUCACAAAUGGGGCCAUUAUUUCAUUUGUGGGUACAAAGGUUUCUAUGAAUUUGCCAGAUCCCGAGGAAUAGAUCUGGGUGAACCAGUGGGACUCGAUGUUCUUAUCGAUGGAACAGUUCCUACAGGGUCUGGAUUAUCAAGCUCUGCAGCAUUAGUUUGUGCUUCUACCAUUGCUAUUAUGGCUGCUUUCGAGGAGAAUUUUCCCAAGCAAGAAAUUGCUCAACUUACAUGUGAUUGUGAGCGACACAUUGGUACACAAUCUGGUGGAAUGGAUCAGGCAAUCUCUGUAAUGGCUAAGCCUGGUUUUGCAGAACUAAUUGAUUUCAACCCUAUUCGUGCUACUGAUGUGCAACUUCCAGAUGGUGGAACUUUUGUUGUAGCCCAUUCCUUGGCAGACUCUCAGAAAGCAGUAACUGCUGCUACCAAUUACAACAACAGAGUUGUUGAAUGUCGUCUGGCUUCAAUUCUACUUGCUAUAAAGUUGGGAAUGAAGCCACAAGAUGCAAUUUCAAAUGUCAAAACUCUUUCUGAUGUUGAAGGGUUGUGCAUGUCAUAUGCUAGUACCCGUGGGUCUUCAGAUCCUAACCUGGCUGUAAAGGAAUUUUUGAAGGAAGAACCUUAUACAGUUGACGAAAUUGAGAAAAUCACUGGGGAAAAUCUAGAAUCUAUCUUUCGAAAUUCUGCAUCUUCUCUGGAUGUGUUGAAGGCUGCAAAACACUUCAAGUUAUGUCAGAGAGCCUCCCAUGUGUACUCUGAAGCCAAGCGGGUGCAUGCGUUCAAGGACACUGUAUCAUCAGAUUUAAGUGACGAGGCUAAGCUGAAGAAUCUUGGUGAUCUAAUGAAUGCGAGUCACUAUAGCUGCAGUGUUUUAUAUGAGUGCAGUUGUCCGGAGUUGGAAGAACUUGUAAAUAUCUGUAAAGAGAAUGGUGCUCUUGGGGCAAGGCUGACAGGAGCCGGGUGGGGUGGCUGUGCAGUUGCAUUGGUAAAAGAUAGUAUUGUCCCACAGUUCAUCCUCAAUUUAAAGGAACGGUUCUACCAGUCAAGGAUUCAUAGAGGUGUCAUAAACAAUAACGAUCUCGGCUUGUAUGUUUUUGCUUCCAAGCCUUCAAGUGGCGCUGCUAUUUUCAAGUUUUAGCGUAUGUCAACUUGUUCAGCCCCUCUGUAACUCGGGCCUGAACCAUUGUAAAGAUGCUCCCCUCGUGAUUUAGCUUAAUUUAUGUCAUCGAACCAUAUCAAACUUGUCUUCAAAAAUAAACCUAUGCCUAAGGUCUCAUAGUUAAAUGUAUCCAAUACUAGAAUCAUCAGUUUCUCUCAUGGAGAUUGUGGACCUUGUGAUGUAUUUUCUGUAAAUUUUAGCAUUCGAGUUUACAGAUUGAGGAGCAAAUUAGGAUGUUCCUUCCGAA